UCACUUUUGCUAUAUCACAGUCUAGGCUGUGUUUAUGUACUCGAAACGUUUAUAAAAUGCUAUAACAACUCAAUUUACUAACAUUAAACCGUUAUUAAAUACAAAAAUAUUGGAUAUUUGUUGACAUUUUGUCAUUUUCGUCCGUUUUUGACAGGCAGCUGUAAAAUUUUGACAGUUCCUAAAUUAUUUAUAAAAAUUCGUAUGCACUGGGUAUGUUCCAAAAAUAUUCAUAGUUGCACUGAUUAUCUCUAUGUGAUUGUCAAGUGUUUAUUACCGAGAGUCGAAAUGGCAGGUAACAGCGAUCGUCAUCAAUACAGUAAUAAUAACAACAAUGACACUAGUAGUGACACGGAAGACUACACAGAUGAUCGUCGCCGUCGUGUGUUUAAAAAUCGCUUAAGUUACGGAUCAAUUUCCAAGCCAAAACCGUGCCUUGUCCAGCGAUCUGCGUCGUUAACAGAUCCUAGAUGCCAUCCCCUUUCAUCUAACAAGCAGUGCCAUACGAAUACCCGUAAUCGAUCACGUUCGGUGAUACAAACGCUUCCCACUAGCAAAAAUCAAAACUCUCAAAUGGGAUCUUCGGUGAACAACUCGUUGAGUAGCGACGAUCGCGUGACUUUGGUAGUCGACAAUACCAGAUUCGUCAUCGAUCCCGCGAUAAUUAUGGGACAUCCGAAUACGUUGUUGGGACGCAUGUUCACGUCCGGAUUCGAGUACGCGCAUCCCAACGAGAAGGGAGAGUACGAGGUCGCCGACGGUAUUUCGGCGACCGUCUUUAGAGCGAUUUUAGAGUAUUACAAAGGUGGAUUGAUCAAAUGCCCUCCGUCGAUUUCCGUGCAGGAGUUACGAGAAGCUUGCGACUACCUGUUAGUGCCUUUCGACGCCCACACCGUUCGCUGUCAGAAUUUACGUGGUCUCCUUCACGAGCUGUCCAAUGAAGGCGCACGUUGUCAGUUCGAGGUGUUUUUGGAAGCGCUUAUACUGCCGUUAAUGGUAAAUUCCGCGCAGAGAGGCGAUCGGGAGUGUCACAUCGUCGUUCUGUUAGACGACGACGCGGUCGACUGGGACGAGGAGUAUCCACCGCAGAUGGGCGAGGAGUAUAGUGAAACUGUAAAUAGUACAGCGAUGUACAGGUUUUUUAAAUAUAUCGAGAAUCGCGACGUUGCGAAACAAGUGCUAAAGGAUAGAGGUCUUAAGAAAAUUCGUUUAGGAAUCGAAGGAUAUCCCACAUACAAGGAGAAAAUCAAGAAACGUCCAGACGGUCGCGCCGAAGUAAUCUACAACUACGUCCAGCGCCCUUUCAUACACAUGUCGUGGGAAAAGGAGGAGGCGAAAAGUCGCCACGUCGACUUUCAGUGCGUCAAAUCAAAGAGCGUAACCAACCUCGCCGAGGCGACCGCCGAUCCCGCGCUCGAACUGGACGCCCGAGGCAACCCGAUCGCGGCGCCGAUUCUCGAUCGUCCGCCGAUGUUUCCGCUCGAGGUAAUCGAGCUGAGGCAGGAACAUAUCGAAAAUAUCGACGUCGAGAUCGAGGAGGGGGCCGUCGGCGGAAUUCCGGAACUUGACGCGGCCGCCGUUCACCUUGACGAGGUUAAUUAAUUUGUUUUUUACGUUUAUGUCUCGUUUGUGUAUAUUUGUAUAUUUAUUCGGAUAAAUUGUACCCCCUCCACCUCGUUUGGUAAUAAUUACAGUUUGCGGAAAUGGACCAAAUGGUUAUUAAUGGCAGUGGAUAUAUUCAUGUUGAAGAUAGAUCUGUUGAUAUUACACGUUAUUCUCUAUUUCACGCUUUCACUCAAACAUUACCGAUGUAACUAAAUGCUUCCCUUACGCUAAAUAUUAUCGAUGCUUUUGUUGGUUGUGGUUUUUUGCUCAUUGUAGUCAUACAUUCCUUAUUUAAAAAAGAAAAUGACUGUUGCCAAUUGUAUAUGGUAUUUCCUUGAGACUGAAAUUAUAGAAUUGUUUGCCCGC
Molecule: messenger RNA, 1968 nt
Organism: Photinus pyralis (common eastern firefly)
Lineage: Eukaryota; Metazoa; Arthropoda; Insecta; Coleoptera; Lampyridae
Gene: mri
Product: BTB/POZ domain-containing protein 10
Exons: 5
Coding region: 202-1599 (465 amino acids)
Biological process (GO): positive regulation of phosphorylation
Cellular component (GO): cytoplasm
Molecular function (GO): protein binding
Source: RefSeq, a predicted model, not a curated record